Messenger RNA from Salvelinus fontinalis (brook trout), 4522 nucleotides. Its product is annotated as solute carrier family 35 member G1-like. The transcript is spliced from 3 exons. NCBI's taxonomy places the organism in Eukaryota, Metazoa, Chordata, Actinopteri, Salmoniformes, Salmonidae. Gene Ontology annotation, cellular component: endoplasmic reticulum membrane; plasma membrane. Gene Ontology annotation, biological process: calcium ion export across plasma membrane; regulation of cytosolic calcium ion concentration. The coding region runs from base 93 to 1367 and encodes 424 amino acids. The record is from RefSeq and is a predicted model, not a curated record.
UAUUAAACCGGUGUGACAACUCACUCACUCGUAGACAUAAAGGGUGUAAAAUACAUCCAAGGCAUGCUCACCUGUUGCAGUUGCAUUUUACAAUGGGGGAUUUGAAGGACAGUAAUAGUAUAGACGACAGAGUUCUAUCGGCCGUUCACCUUAGACAGGGGGACAUUAAAGUUGUAUUUCACAAAGUUGGCGAUGACGACGACGAUGAACACACUACUGAGAGGAUUAAUUUACAAAGUAACAGUCAUGAUGAGCGGGGUAAUGAAGAGGCAAGGACUAGAACAGUGGAAAGCAGUGCGAAGCAAAGAUUAUGUCCACCCUUGUGUUGUAGAAUUGGCGGCCGCGGGGAUCCCAUCUCAAAGGACGCAGGAGACACAGUUGCCACAGAGAAUAAACAUUGUCCAGGACUGGGCCUGUUUUAUGGCCUGCUGGCAACAGUAUGCUUCUCCAUUAUAGCUCUUCUGGUGAAGACAAUAGAUGGAGUCCAUGCUGUAGAAAUCAGUGCCAUUCGCUGCUUCUUCCAGAUGCUGUUUGUGAUGCCUGGGCUUAUCUAUUACAAGACUGGCUUCCUUGGACCAAGAGACAAGCGUAUCUAUUUGGUGAUGAGAGGGUUAUUGGGUUCCAACGCCAUGAUCCUAUUGUUCUAUGCAGUACAGCAGAUGCCCCUGGCUGAUGCAACAGUCAUCAUGUUCAGCAAACCAGUGUUCACCGCCUUGUUAGCCUGGAUCUUCCUCAAAGAGAAAUGCACAAUCUGGGACUGUGUCUUCACUGUCUUCACUCUGGCCGGUGUCAUAAUGAUAGCCAGGCCUCCCUUCAUAUUCGGUGCUCGUAUAGAGGGAAUAGAGGGAGACUACACCAAUCAUCUCAAGGGGACUAUUGCAGCCUUCGGUGGUGCGUUAGGAGCAGCCUGCACUUUAGUUAUACUCAGGAAAAUGGGCAAAAGCGUCCACUACUAUCUGUCUGUGUGGUACUAUGCGGUCAUUGGUUUCAUUGAGUGUGUCAUCACUUUGUUUAUACUUGGUGAAUGGACCAUUCCAUUCUGUGGGAGAGACAGAUGGAUCCUUAUGCUGAUUGCAAUCCUGGGUAUCGCUGGCCAAACGUUUCUCACCAAAGCACUUCAGAUUGAGAAGGCCGGCCCUGUGGCCUUGAUGAGGACCGUUGACGUGAUCCUGGCCUUUAUUUUCCAGUUCUUUUUUUUCAACCGUAAGCCCACCAUGUGGAGUCUCGGUGGGGCAUGUUGUGUGGUCGUCAGUACCUGUGGUGUGGCUCUGAGGAAGUGGUACAGCAACACACACCCAAGAGAGAGCGGUGAACCACACAUCAGACAAAUAUUUUAUUCCAGGUAUAAAUUAAAGGUUAUCAAUUAAUGUGAUGUUAAUGUUCAGCAGUCAAGAGUGUUAUGUAAACCAAAGAAGCAAUAUUACCGUACAUCCAAAUGUUACUGUGAGGUUUUGAGCACAAAGCUGGAGAUUUUUUAGUAUUUACAUCAACACACUUAGAAAAGAGGGUUCUUUGGUAAGGGUGAUGGUUCUAUGUGGAACCAUUUGAGCUCUUUAAUGGUUCUUUGCAGUUCAGAAAACGGUGCUUUAAUCUUUUAGUGAUAAUUCAAAUGUAGGGGAGGUGGCUCAUUUUAAUAUUUUGGGGCGUGGUUUUCUCACAGCUCUUUUUGUGCAGCCGAGAGUGAGUGUCAUUCCAGUUGAUAUAAUCUGUUGUGUUAUGUCAUUGCAUGUUAAAUAUGACUGGUCAAUAAUAGUGUCUUGUGAGAGACUUAUGUAAGGCCUCGUGUCAACGGUUGACUAAAUCUCAAUUCUCUCCUCAGGGACCCCCAGCCGGUCCAGAGCUAGCACACCUGAUUCAACUUGUAAAUGAACACAAUAAUAACACCCAUAUCAUUUUAAAGAUAAUAUAAUAUAGCUAACCCUCUUUAUAGCACCAUAAAGGUUCCAUUUAGAACCUUCAAAAAGGGUUCCGCUAUGGUUACAAGCCAAAUUACCCUUAUUUGGCAGUGGCACUACAUACAGUGCCUUCAGAAAGUAUUCAUACCCCUUGACUUAUUCCACAUUUUGUUACAGCCUGAAUUCAAACUCGAUACCCCAUAAUGACAAAGUGAAAACAUGUUUUUAGAAAUAUAAGCACAUUUAUUGAAAAUCAAAUACAGAAAUAAUUAAUUUAACAUAAGUAUUCACACUCCUUUGCUAUAACACUCCAAAUUGAGCUCAGGUGCAUCCAAUUUCCUUUGAUCAUCCUUGAGAUGUCACUACAACUUGCAUGUCUGAGCAGAAACUAUACCAUGAAGUCCAAGGAACUGUCCAUAGAUCUCCGAGAUAGAAUUGUGAUGAAAAAUAUGGAACUACCCAGACUGCCUAGAGCUGGCCGUCUGACCAAACUGAGCAACCAGGCAAGAAGGACCUUGGUAAGGCAGGUGACCAAGAACCCAAUGACCACUCUCAUAGAACUACAGUUCCUUGGCUGAGAUGGGAGAACCUGCCAGAAGGACAACCGUGUCUACAGCACUUCACAAAUCUGGGCUUUAUGGGAGUGUUGCCAGACUGAAGCCACUCCUGAGAAAAAGGCACAACAGCACACCUGGAGUUUGCCAAAAAGGCAAGUGAAAUACAAAAAUAUUCUGUGGUUUGAUGAGACAAAAAUGUGACUAUUUGGCCUAAAUGCAAAGCGCUAAGUCUGGAAAAAACAGCAAUAACUCAUCACACAUUGAACACCAUCCCUACCGUGAAGCAUGGCAGUGGCCGGGACUGGGAGACUGGUAAGGAUAGAGGGAACAAUGAAUGGAGCCAAAUACAGGCAAAUCCUUGAUGAGAACCUGCUUUAGUGUGCAAACAACAGACUGGGGCAAAGAUUUGCAUUCCAACAGGACAAAGUACCGCAAACAUACAGCAAAAGCAAUGCUGAAAUGGCUUCAGAACAAGAAUGUGAAAGUCCUUGAGUGGCCCAGCUAAAGCCCACACUUGAAUCACAUUGAAAAUGUGUGGAAAGACUUGAAGAUUGCUGUUCACCGCCACUCUCCAUCUAACAGAGCUUGAGAAAAUCUGCAAGGAAGAAUGGGAGAGAAUCCCCAAAUAUAGAUGAGUAUGUCUGUAUCAGCUUUGCACAAGACGACUCAAGCCUGUAAUCGUCACCAAAGGGGCUUUUACAAAGUAUUGACUCCGGGGUGUGAAUACUUAUGUGAAUUAGAUAUGACUGUAUUUCACUUUCAAUAAAUUUGCAAAAGUUCUAAAAACAUGUUUUCACUUUGUCAUUAUGGGGUAUUGUGUGUAGAUGGGUGAGAAAACAUAUACAUGUAAUCCAUUUUGAAUUCAGUCUGUAACACAACAAAAUGUGGAAUAAGUCAAGGAGUAUCAAUACUUUCUAACGCACUGUAGAACCAUUUGUGUGUGUACUGAGGUUAAUCAGCAAAGCUUAUAUUAGCAUCUUUUUCAAUUUGAAAUAGGCUGAUGUCCUUUAUUCUAAUACACUGCUGGUCACAAUAGUUUUUUUGUGGAAAUGUUAAAAGUGUGACAUAAUUUUUUACAAAAUGCAAAGAUUUUAAAAAGAUUUGCUUUGUGCAAUGUGUCACAACUAGCAAUACUAUUUUGUUGACCCAAGGAGUAAGCUGCAUAGUCAGAUGACUUUAUGCAUCUCACAUUUAUGCUGCCUACAGUAGUUAAAUAGUAUAAUAUGAUGGAAACUUGAUAUUUACAGUACAAAUAGCUUUAUGACAGUAUACCACAGAAAACCACUUGUUGCCUUCCUUUUGAAAUGUGUACUACUAAUUUAGAACUAAGCACUUGACUUUGCACAUUUCUGUUACAUGCCGUGUCAGUUAUGAUGCUUUGUGUACGUGUUAUACUCCUAGUUAUGCCAGUGUGACUGCUGUUUUAUAUUAAUUAUUUAUCAAUAGAAAUCAAAUACAUAUUUCUGCUUUAUCAAAAGAACUUUCUCAGACUGAUUGAAUGUAUGACUUGUUUAUUAAAUAUGUGGCAAAAAUGCUUCUUAACAUUAACUGUGUUCAAUCAGUUUCUCGUAGGUCUACAUAAAUUGGUUAUAGCAACAGUACGAACAAUUUAAAUUAACCAUUUAAUUGUUCAAUGUAAUUCUGAGCCCACUGUGCCCUCCUUUUUCAUACACUGUUUAUAUAAGUUGAAAUGACUUAACUGUUUAUGGGACCAUAUUUCACAACGUGUUUGUCCUCAAUUAAGGUGGACACAGAGACAUAUAGUAUGUCUAAACCUUUGUGUGGUUCACGUUGGAUUUUAUUUGAUUGAUAGUGAUUUGAUUGAAACUGAGAAGUUGGAUGCACUUGCUCAGAGGAGAGCAUUACAGAUGAGUUCUUUUACUUAUUUUUUGACUGCUGAAUAGAAUGUUACCACCUUCAUGCCUUACUAAAUCCCUUCUCAACUAUGUAAUUAUUAUAUUACUAUUUCAGAUUGUUUUAUUAGAUUUAAGGAUUACUCUAAAAGUUGUAUAUUCAUACACAAUGCAGGAUGUCAUUUUUUAUUCUAAAAUAAAUGACAUAUACAUUUCA